UCUUGAAACUGCGAAGUUGGGAUGUUUCAGCUCUGAUCACCUAAGACACCACUUCAGUUCUGUUUGUCAUUCUGAGGCUUCUACUUCUCCUGCAGCCCAGAGAUGGAGUCACUAAUUGGAGUAAAACUGGGCUGCCUGUUUGGCUUGUUCACUCUCACCCUGGUCUGUGGACUGAGUCCCAUCUUCUCCAAAUGGUUCAAGAUUGAUGCAGCUACAGGUUGCCAUCUGCGAGUCCUCAACCUCCUGGGCUGUGCUUCUGCUGGUAUUUUCCUGGGAGCAGGUUUUAUGCACAUGACUGCUGAAGCCCUGGAGGGAAUUGAGUCAGAGAUCCAGAAGUUCUUUGGGCAGAACAGAACGGAAAGCAAGCGAAAUCCUUCUAGUGAUGCUGGCUCAGCCUUUGUGGAAUAUCCUUAUGGAGAACUCAUCAUCUCCCUGGGCUUUUUCCUUAUCUUCCUUUUGGAGUCACUGGCAUUGCAGUGCUGUGCUGGGGCUACUGGACAAUCAACAGUGCAGGAGGAGGACUCAGGUGGGAAUCCUGUCUUUGAUUUCCACAGCCAUGCAUCUCUACACUCACGUAAACAAAGUCCCUUUCGAGACUUUGUGCUCUUGUUGUCACUCUCUUUUCACUCAGUGUUUGAAGGGCUUGCUGUGGGGCUCCAGCCAACCAUAGCAGCUACCAUACAGCUCUGUCUUGCUGUCCUGGCUCAUAAGGGGCUUGUAGUGUUUGGUGUGGCGCUGCGACUGGUAAAGAUAGGCACUGGAUCUCGAUGGGCCAUAUCCUCCAUACUGUCAUUAGCUUUCAUGUCCCCCUUGGGCCUAGCCCUAGGGAUGACCAUGGCUGCCAGAAACUCUGAAGGGUGGAAGGGCUUAGUCCAGGCCAUCUUAGAGGGUCUUGCAGCUGGCACAUUCCUGUAUGUGACAUUUCUGGAAAUUCUGCCCCGUGAGCUAAGUAACUAUGAGGCCCCUCUGGCUAAAUGGGGCUGUGUAGCUGCUGGUUUCACCUUCAUGGCCUUUAUUGCCUUAUGGGCCUAAGUGACUCCUGAUGUUUCUGAUCUAUCUACUGGGAAGGAACUCUCCAUACCCACAAGGGACACCUCCCGAGAGGCAUUAGCCCUCAGACAUUUUUGCACUAAGACAAUGACAUUCAUGAGUCAUCCUGUCCAUGGU
Octodon degus (degu) is the source of this 1167-nucleotide messenger RNA. Its product is annotated as zinc transporter ZIP2-like. Gene Ontology annotation, cellular component: plasma membrane. The transcript has 4 exons. The coding region runs from base 103 to 1032 and encodes 309 amino acids. The record is from RefSeq and is a predicted model, not a curated record. Gene Ontology annotation, molecular function: zinc ion transmembrane transporter activity. Lineage: Eukaryota; Metazoa; Chordata; Mammalia; Rodentia; Octodontidae. Gene Ontology annotation, biological process: zinc ion transmembrane transport.